AUGUUACAGGUGAGCGAUGCAGCCAGGAUCAAGCUCAAGCAUCCGCAGGGAGGUCGACCAACGGACUCAGAGUUGGGACCGUGCGUGCCUCCACAACACCUGGAAUUUGAGAGCUUCCCUGGAUCGGACGGUCGCCCGAGAUUAUCUUUCUCAGCAUCUUUCGAAAGUGGCAAUCUGGCUGUGGCCCAGUGUGACAAUCCCAACCAAUACACCCUGCUUGUUGACGUUGAUGCCAACACGGACGGGUACACACAAUGGUUUUACUUUGCAGUACGAGGGGGAACGGUGAAUUCAAAGAUCAAUUUCCGCUUGAUCAACAUGGCCAAAUCCAGCUCCCUUUUCGGCGAUAAGGGCAUGCGACCGGUGAUUUGGAGCGAGAAGUCCGGAAGGGGCUGGGAGCGUGGUUGCAGCGAUGUUAGUUAUUCGGCAACGGAGUCCACCAAAGCAUUGACGUCACAGAAAAACUGUUCUACCCUGUCAUUUGCUUACACCUUCGAGUUCGAGGAUGACACAAUCUUCUUCGCGUACCACUAUCCCUACACGUACAGCUACCUCACGGCUUUCAUCAGCACGCUGGAAGCCGAUCCGUACGCCGGCAAGCUGUUCAGCCGCAAGCCGCUUUGCGAAACCAUAGGAGGCUUGCCUUGCGAAGCCCUGGAAGUUGAUUGCGUGGAGUCCAGCGCUCCGCAGCGAGGCCUUUGCGUAUUGACUGCCAGAGUUCACCCCGGCGAGUCCAAUGCUUCCUGGAUGAUGCAUGGAUUCAUACUGUUCUUGCUCUCGCCUGCGGCUGAAGCUAUCGCCUUGCGACAGGCCUUCAAGUGGCUCAUUAUUCCGAUGUUGAACCCCGAUGGUGUAGCACGUGGUUGCUACAGAUGCAGUCUGGCUGGUACAGAUCUCAACCGCGUGUAUCUCAAGCCGAACAAAAGAAUCCAUCCAGAAAUCUAUCACUUGAAAGAAGUCAUGAAGCGAGCUCCCGGUGGUGUGGAGAUCUUUGUCGACUUCCACGGGCAUUCCAAGAAAGAGGGCAUCUUCUUCUAUGGUGGAAAAGCUCAUGCUGAAGACCGCAUGACGAAUGCCAGCAUACAGCUGCUGCCAAGGCUUUGUGCCAUGGGCUCCUCCGAUUUCAGAUGGAACAAGUGCUCUUUCAACGUAUACGAGUCAAAGGUCUCGACAGCGCGCCUAGUCGGGUUUCUGCAGCUCAAAAUCCAAAGAGCAUACACAGUGGAAGCCUCUUUUGCCACCAGUGGCAAGGUUGCCCCUGAAGAAUUGCUCGACCGGGACGAAAAUCACCCCCGAGACGAGUUGCACCAUGACGAAUCUGACGAGGAGGAGGUCCAACAUACAUCGGCCAACCAGGAAAUGGCAGAAGCGGCGGCAGCUGCUCUCCUGCAGCAGCUGGACGCUGGCUUGCAAAAGUUCGACCGUUCCAGCGGCGAAGAUACAGCGGUUCAUAGGCGGAACGGCGACACUAAGGACCUGGCCGCGGUUGCAGCUGCGGUGCAUGCUGCACCGGAGUCUUCGAUUCCCAGCCCACGUCCUGACAGCCCUGGAAACAGGACGGAACCGGAAAGACAGCGUGAUCUUGCACCGGAUGAGGAUCGAAAAACAGCCCGGUGCACGGCACAACGUGCAGACGCAUCGAGCGGCGCAAAGUCCAAGAGAGAUGAGGCCGAGGCGAGAACCAAGCCGGAGGCUAGCGAAUUCAAUCCGAGCCGCUUGAUGCUUGCUGGGCCCACGAUCGGACGAGCCAUUUGCGCCUCUUGCCACUUGGAGACUUCACUUCCAGAUCCUGAUGAUGACAGCUUGAUGGAUGGAUCUGAACAGCUGGUGUGGCCUCACCUUCACUAUCAACGCCUGACCAGCGAGACAGCAUCUAGAGAGCUGGCCAGACUUGCCAGCGGCAAGACCAACAAGGACAAAGAACCAGAUGAUGACGACGGGGGGUCCGAUUCGAACCCCAGCGCUGAUGAGAAGCCAGCAGCAGAACUCCGAAAAAUCCAGAGAAGGUUGGCAACAAAAGCCAAGAGGCAGAAAACUUUUCGCAUUGAGCCAGAGGAGGUUGAAGAGGAGGUGAAGUACAAAGUGAUUGUCGCGUUUGGCAAAUCUAUGAAGAUCCCGAUCAAGCCAGGUGAGAAAAUGGAAGGUGGUUUGAGCCGGAGGAACAGCCAGGUCGAUGAUGCAGCGGAGAAAUUCAUGCGAGUUGCAAGACGCCACAGUGUACAAGGAGGUGAGAUAUCGCCGGCGAGCCCGGGUGUCCUGCCAAGGUUAGAUCACUCGCCUUUUGACUGGGACACGCCAGCAAACUCCGGCAGGCACGGUGACGCUCUGCGGCCGCCGAGCAAAUCGCGGGUGAGUGCGUUUCUGGAUGUGACGACGAGCUCUGGCUGUGCAAGUCCGCGAAGCCCCAGCAGCCCGGUGAGCCCUUUGAGGCGAAGGUCUCUGAGACCCAAGUCCAAGGAGAGCUGCCAGCCCACCUCCGAGAUCUCCUUUCACAUGCCACCAGAGCCACCGGAGCAAUUAGAGGAAAGGCCAGAGGGGACAGAGCCCCCGGGAGAGCCAGGGCAGCCAGGGCCGGCUGCAACCGAGCAGUCACCAAUCUUCUUGGAAGCUGCGAGUCCAGUUUCUGAGCCGGGUCCGAACGGGGCUGGGCCGGACGGGGUGGCUGCGGCAGACGCAGCUGCCAGCGAGCCGAAGAUUGAUGAAUUGAGCCUCUUGGUUGGAAAGGGCUGCUGUCUGCCCUCGUGCCUGUGUCUAAAGCGCGCAAGAGGUCCUCACAGCGAAGCCGGCUCCCCACUGUCGAGCCGACUAAGCAGUCGUCGCCGUGACGUAGGGCCGGGGAUAUUGCCUCUCAGCUGA
Molecule: messenger RNA, 2856 nt
Organism: Symbiodinium sp. CCMP2592
Lineage: Eukaryota; Dinophyceae; Suessiales; Symbiodiniaceae
Source: the annotation of a GenBank genome assembly